UGUGUGUGCGUGCGCGCGCGCCUGAACUCACUGUGCUCUCCCUCUCAAAACACACACACACAUAAACACAGAAAUAAAAAGUUUGUUUUUAAAAAGAUAAUGCAAUUAAAAAGAAAGGCAAUAGUUUGUAGAAAAUGUAGCAAUAUGAUAGGGAGUUGAGGUCUUCAUGGCACUGUAUUAUUUUUAUGAUUUACAAAAGAAUUAAUAAAACUUCAAGGACAAUUAGGUUAAAUGAGCAAGAAAAAUGUUCAGCCUCACUGAUAAUUAAGCAAAAAUAAUAUAGCAAUCCAUUUUCUUUUAAUUUGCUUUCUUAAUUCCAGUAUAAUUAACAUACAGUUUCAGGUGUACACUAGUUCAGCAAUUCUGUAUGUUACUCAGUGCUCAUCACCAAAAGUGUGCUCUUAAUCCCCUUUAUCUAUCUCAGCCAUCCCCCCACCUACCUCCCCUCUGGUAGCCACCAGUUCUCUAUAUAUGAGAGUCUGCUUUUUUGUUUGUUUGUCUCUCUUUUUCUGUGUUCCUUUGUUUUGUUUCUUAAUCAUUUGCUUUUUAAAAAAUCAGCAAAAAAUAUAAAAUGAGAUAAUGCCCAUUGCUGGUGGGGGGAAAAGAAGGGAGGAAGUUAUUCUCAUAUCUUGCCGAUGUGUAUAUAGAAUUAUUUAUUUGUUCUUUUAAGCUUUUUUUUAAAGGAAAUUUCCCUUUUUUUAAUUUUAAUUUUUUUUUAAUUUAUUUAUCUAGAGAGAGAGCAAGAGAGAGAGAAAGCAUGAGUUGGGGAUGGAGGGAGGGAGGAAAGGAGAGAGAGAGAGAGAAUCCAGAGCAGGUUCUGUACUUCCAGUGUGGAGCCUGAUGCAGGACUCAAACCCAUGAGUAGUAGAUCAUGACCCAAGCCAAAAUCAAGAGUUAGCUGCUUAACCGACUGAGCCACCCAGGUGCCCCUGUUCUUUUAAACUUUGAAGGUGUAGGGGAGAUAAAACUUGGUUCUACCCUGCUCAAUUCUGUGGCAGGGCCUGAGUAAUAAACAUGGUAAGAGAAAAACAUACAGAUGUUACUUAAUAUUAAAAAUUUUUCAGGGGCCGCCUGGGUGGCCCAGUUGAUUAAGCAUAUGACUUCAGCUCAGGUCAUGAUCUCGCAGUUUCUGAGUUCGAGCCCUGCGUUGGGCUCUGUGCUGACACCUCAGAGCCUGGAGCUUGCUUCAAGUUUCGUUUCUCUCUCUCUCUGCCCUUCCCUUGUUCAUGCUCUGUCUCUCUGUCUCUCAAAACUAAAUAAACAGUAAAAAUUUUUUUAAAAUGUUUAUUUGUUUUUAGAGAAAGAGAGAGAGAGAACUUGGGAGCAGAGGAGGGACCAGAGAGAGAGGGAAAGAGAAAGAAUCCCAAGCAGGCUCCACACUGCCAGCACAGAGCCCAACGCAGGGCUUGAACUCACAAACUAUGAGAUCAUGACCUGCGUGAAAAUCAAGAGUUGGAAGCUCAACCUACUGAGCCACCCAGGGGCCCUGAGAUGUUAUUUAAUAUUUUUAUGUGCACACAGGGUCUUCAUAAGGGAAAUUAAGACCUGAAGAAAUGGGUUGAACUGAGAGUUUAUAUAGUUUGUUUUUUUUUUAGUGUUUAUUUUUGAGAGAGAGAACGUCAGCGCGUGCAAGUGCAAGUGUGUGCACAUGGGGGAGGGGCAGAGAGAGAGGGAGACAGAAUCCGAAGCAGUCUUGACACUGUCAGCACAAAGUGGGGCUCAAACUCACAAACUAUGAGUUUAUGACCUGAGCUGAAGUUGGAUGCUCACCUGACUGAGCCACCCAGGCAUCUCAGAAAGUUUAUAUAAGUUUUAAACGAAGAAUCAAUAAAUUUGAUGGGAAGUGACUAGGCAAAGGAGUUUCAGCUAGAGGCCAUAAAUUGUGAAACAGUGACUAGAAAAUAUAUGGGAGAGACUAAUGGAAGGUAAGGGUUAUUUUAGUAGGUUUGGUUGUACAGAUCCAUUUUGGCAUCAUCUCCCAGUCUCUAGUGCUAAGAAUGUUCUUCUCUUCUGGUAUAAAGAGGGCAUCUUUCUCAUGGGAAAUUUUAUGACCUGCUUUUGGGUAGAAAGAGGGAGGUCAGAGAGACUUUCCUGAAUUUUCUAUUUCUCAAGUGUUUUCAGCCCAAAAUAAUAUGCCAAAGUGACAUAUUUUGGGGUGGCAUGUUCUGAACCCCUUCAAAAUAUAAUGUGUACCAAUAAUGAACAUAUUGAGUAUACAGUUGAAUUUUAACAAAUUGUAUAAAUGUGACUAGCACUCAUAUCACUAAGCAGGACUUUAUCAGCACCCUAGAGGAACCCCUUGUACUGCUUUCUGUAUCUGACAUAGCCUUUUUGAAGGAAAAUAAGUAUCCUGACUGAUGGCUGAGUCAGGCUCAGCUUUAAUAGAUACUGUCAAUUUUCCAAAGUAAUUGUAUCAAUUUAUACUGCCAUCAGCAGUGUGUUAGUGUCCCAGUGGCUCCACUUCUUCAUGAUUAUCGUUUUGAAAAGCAUUUUGACAGAAUGUAUCAGGAGACAUAAAUAUAUCUAUCGCCAGUUAUCUAGUAAUUCUACUAAUUGAGAAGAUGGAAAAAGAUACAUGCACAAAAACAUUCCGUGAAGCAGAGAUCAAAGACCACAGGCUAAAUCUGGCCAGCUAUAGCCCACAUCCAGUUUCAACCAUUUGUUUUUUUGUGGCUACUUUUGUGCUAUAAUGGAAGAGUUUAGUUGUAGAAACCUCGCGAAACAGAAAAUAUUUACUAUCUGACCCUCUCCAGAAAAAGCUUGCUGACCCCUGCAUCAGAGCAUUAUUUAGAGUAGUGAAAGAUUAGCAAUAACCAGUAUAUCCAUCAGUUGGGGAAUUACAAGAUAAAUCCUGGUGUAAGCACUUGAUGGAGUAGGAUAUAGUCAUUUAAAAUGAUGACAGAGGGGCACCUGAGUGGCUCAGUUGGUUAAGUGGCCAACUUCAGCUCAGGUCAUGAUCUCACAGUCUGUGGGUUCAAGCCCCACGCCAGGUUUCAUGCUGACAGCACAGAGUCUGGAGCUGCUUCGGAUUGUGUGUCUUUCUCUCUGCCCCUCCCCCACUCACACUCUGUGUCUUUCUCUCUCAAAAAUGAAUAGACGUUAAAAAUUGUUUUAAAUAGUAAAAUGAUGAUAGAGAUUAUUAAUCCAGCAAAUAUUUAUUGGGCAUUUGCUAUGUGUUAGCUACUUUUCUAGGUGCUGGCAAAUCAGUAAAGAUAAAAAUUCCUGCCCACAUAAAACUUUAAUUUUAGUGGAGGAGAUAGAAAAUAAAUGAGAUAAAUAUCUAAAAUAAUAUGUAUGAUGUAAGUGCUAAGAUGGGAAAAAAAAGGGAAGGGAGAUAAAUAUUUUAGGGUGAGGGCUUGAUAUUUUAGAUUGCCUUCUUUGAGAAAAUGACUUUUGAGUAAGGACUUAAAAUAAGUGAAAGGGCUUGAUAUACAGGGCGUUGGAGGAAGAGCAUUUGAGGCAGAGGGAAAAUCAAGCAUAAAGGAGCAAAGUUGGAAAUGUGCUUGAUGUGUUCUGAGAACGACAGUAAGAUGAAGGGCUGCAGUAGAGUGAAGGAAGGGGAGAAGAGUAGCAAGGGAUGAGGUUGGACAGGUAAUGGGGGUGGGGGCGGCAGUGAUGAUGCAUCAUGGUCAACCUCGUAUAAUGUAGCUAUCUUUUAUAAUAAAAUGCAUAUUUUGAAACUUGAAGGAUUUUGCAUACUUUAGUAGUCAAUUACUUCUGGUUGAUUGUAGCCUGCCAGUGGACAGCACUGUCUUAAAUCAUCUUAGGAGUUGCUGGUUUUUUAAUGAUUAAUUUUUCAGUGUUUGAACCGGAAGGAACUGUGGAGACCCCUUUAUUUUUUGUUUUAUGGGUAAAGGAAAUGAUCUGAAGAAGUGAAGGAACUCAGGCUUUCAGUUUUUUUCCAUAUGUGUUUGUAUGUUCCAUCACUGUUUAAUCUGAGGUUAUUCUGUAUUUUAGUGAUUUUUGUCAUUAAUAACUUAUCUAAUCUUUAACAUAAAAAAAAUCCUUUUUAAAAUAAUGAAAUUUAAAUCUCUGUUGUCCAGAUUUUCUCAGUGCCAAAACCCUUGUAGCCAAUAUGGUGUUAAUAAUGAAUUCUUUUGGCUAGCACCCUGGUUGAGACCAUAUAUAUAGAAGGACUCAGACUACCUGGGUUUGUUUCUGGCUCUUAUUAGUACUUAACCUCCCAUUUAUAAAAUGAUUUGGUACUAACUAUGUACCUCAUAGGGUUGUUGUGAGGAUUAAAUGAAUUCAUGUGGGUAGAAUGCCAGGCAACUAGGCCAAAUUAUUAUGGAGGCUUAAAUAUCAGGAAGGGAAAGUAUUUGAGCCUUAGAUACCAGAGAAAUUUGAGUUCGACAAGUACUUGGAUUGUGUUAUUGAAAGUUUGUAUGUGUUUCUCUACUUUGACUUAAUAGGUAACAAAUAGCAAUUUAUUAACAUUUUAAUUAACAUCAGCUUAAUUAGCAUAGUGAGUUCAAAUCAUGUGCUGUUGUAGCACUUAUGUUAUAAACCCUUCACAGCUAUCAAAUUUUGGGGGGAAGAAUACUUAUUUUAACUUCAGUAGGAGAAAUACUGUGAUUUAGGUGAGUGGCCUGAGUGAGUGGGUCACAUGACUAAACACAGCACAGGAUGAAUGAUAAAAGGCCACUGGCUGGCCUGAAAGCUAUUGGCACAGUGUCCAGCCAGCUCUAGGAAAGAUUGCUUGUUUACUGGAGCAUGCAAGAGCUUUGCUUUGUGCGUAUAUAGGUCAGGGCAGUAAAGAACUCUGCAUACACAGGGCAGUAAAGAACUCUGCAUAGACAGACACAAAUUGGUGAAAGGGAAUCAAGUAGAGAGUGAUGAGGAUGUAACCCUGUCCUCUGAAGCAUGCCACCAAAAUUCUAGUAUUUGAGUGCCCCUAAUCUCAGAGAGGCUGAGCACCAAUGAACUCAAAUAAUGGAUAUAGUUAAGAAUUAACACUUUUUUUUUUAGUUUUUCUAGAAAAUGACUUUCAAAAUGUAUUAUAAAGCUUGCUAAAAUUUGAAGUAUGAAAAAAAAAACACCCCAGAAUUUAACUUACAGAGUACUUUGACAAUUUAUGAAAAAAAAAAAGUUAGAUAUAUUUUUCUUAGUGGUAUUUAAUUUAGUGAAGGAUGAUUUUAUAUACAUACUGUGUCCAUACUAUAUUUUGUGUUUGUGACUAUUUGGGGGUUGCAUAAAAUUCUAUUACUUUUUAGUGGGAAAAAUCUGAAAUCUUUUUGCACUGUUGAUUUUGUUUUCUUCAGUGCUAAGUCUUCAGGAGUUUUACUUGCUCAGGCUGCUGCUUUUUUUCUUUUUAACAUAGCUGGAUAAAUGCAGAUAUAGUCAGCAGUGUUUCUGCCUUCCUUGCAGAAUCAUAGGUUAUAACUUAGGGUUUCUGUGGGCACAUUAAUUCUGAAUAGAACCUAGGGAUUGUGCUUAACUAGAAAUGUGGUGGUUUUGGUAGUGAGUUCCUAACAGAACUCAGGUACUUAUAUGCUCAGUAGGACAUUGCUGUUGUAGCUGUUGUGGUAUUUAAUUGAACCUGAAGGUCCCUCGGAGCUUUCCUAGUCCAUUAUAUUAAACUGAGAAAGUUUUUAAAAAUGCAAUUCAGUAUUUAUGAUUUAGUUAAUAGUUAAGCUAAGGACUUUUAGAAGUAUUUGGAGGUGGGAGGAAAGAAGCCAUACAUUUACAGAGACUUUCAUGAAACAUAAAAUUGUGACACUGAAUUAGCCUUUUUUUUCCCAGCCCUCUGCUGUUACCCUAGGCUCUGGUCCAAAGAGGUAGCAUAUGACUCACACUCUCCCUAACACCCUUGUUGUUGGGUUCGUUAUUCUUUUCAGGGUUGGGUUGGUGUAUCGAAUGCACAGAAUUAAUCUGAAUACUCAGGAAGGAUGUAUGGAAUCUCUCUUUAGAUUGUAAGAAAUGACUAUGAUUGAAUAUUUUAGUUUGAGUCUUUUGAGUAGGACUUUCUGUUUUGUGUGAUAAAUAUACUGCAUUAGCAGCAGGGGAACUAAAUUUCUAUUGACUAGGAUAUCAGUCAAAGUUUAUAUUCCUGUAAGAUCAAGUAUGACUCUGAGAUACUGUAUGUUUUAGCUUGACUUGGUAAUUCUUAAUCUUUUUGUGGGUCUUUGACCCCUUUGAGAAUUGGAUAAAAAAUUUGGAUUCUCUUCUCAGAAAAUGUACAUCUGCAUAUAUAGCAUACAAUUCUGUAUACAUUUUAGGAAAAAAUUAGAUCUUUCUGACACAUUAUGCUAACAACCUCUAUUUUGUGUAUUUAUACUUUAGCAUGUGACUUUCUUCUGUCUUCAUAAGAAUGGAAACCUUAAAGGUUUGAGAUAAGAAUUAGGAGAGUGAACUUAUGGACUUCCAGGGAAAAUUUACGUUUUUGAAGGAGGGGAUACUAUGGUAUUUUUCCAUCAGAAAUCCAUUUAGACUGUUGUUUCUGAUAAAUGUACGAGUAGUGCAUCUGGUUAAAUCAUUCUUCUGCACUGUAGGUUAUGAAAAAAUAGUGUCUCACUACUGGUACAUUCACAAAGGCAGUCUAGCAAGGAAAAAUUUAAAAGCUUAAAUUCUCAUUCUCAUUUCUGUGAGAAUAAAGAGGGUGAAUUCAUUAUGUCAAGCAUUACAAAUAAGCAUGUAUUAAAGCAGCUACAUAUGAUGAUGGCACAUUGUUGCAACACCCCAUGGAAGAUAAUUUGCAUGGAAGAUGAUUAUUCAAUAGGGCUUUAAUUUACAAGAAACAUUCCACAAUUUAAUUGAGCCCUUUUUGCACACACUGCUUCGCUUCAAUAGAUUGCAUUUGCUCCCUGCAUAUGUACAAUGCCAUGAGGGUGGUUAAAAUCUGAUUCAGUCUAGCUGGAAGGUGAAACAACAGCUGAAAGUCAUGUCAUAAAAAUAUACAUUAUUAAACAUUUGAGAAUUGUUUUGGAAAUCAGUUUUCUGUUGGCUGAUGUGUACCAUAAAGCUGAUUGUCUAAUUUUCUUUUUUCUAAUAAGAUUUGUAUAAGAUUAUUUGGCCCUGCUGGCCACUAGUUAAACUAUAUGGUUCAAUUUAAAAAUUAUUCACUUUUAUAGGCUAGUCACCUAUAUUGUACUUUUGCAUACAUAUGAGCAUACAUAGCCUGCAUUUAUAGUUAUUAUAGAAAGAAAAUUAUUUUGUGUAAAAAAGACACUAAAAUAAACAUUUCAAGAAAUAGCUGACUUAUAAUUAAAAUGCCUAGAAAGAUAAUACAGUAGUCCUCCCUUAUCCCGUGGGGGGAUAUAUUUCAGAACUGCCAGUGGAUGCCUGAAAUUGCAGAUAGUAUCAAACUCUGUGUGUGUGUGUGUGUGUGUGUGUGUGUGUGUGUGUGUGUGUGUGUAUACCAAUUAUAAAGUUCAGUUUAUGAAUUAGACACAGUAAGAGAUUGACAACAAUAAUAAAAUAGAACAAUUAGAACAUUAUACAUAAUAAAAGUUAUGUGAAUGUGGUUUCUCUCAAAAUAUCUUACUGUGUUGCAUUCACUGUUGUGAUGAUGUGAGAUGAUAAAAUGUCUAACUGAUGAGGUGAAGUGAUGUGAAUGACACAGUGUUAGGCUGCUGUUGACCUUCUGACACUAUAUCAGGAGGAUCAUCUGCUUCAAGACCACAGUUGACAGUGGGUAACUGAAGGCAGAACCUCAGAUAAGGGGGACUACUAUACAUGGUGUUAAAAAAAAAAAACAAAAAAGAAGUAAUGUAGCUAUGUCUAAUGUCUUCUCUGUUAGCAGAAUAGUAUAUGGAUAACUUUAUUAUAGAGAAGAGGUUUUGUGUGAGCCUGAACUGACUGACUCCUUGUAGAUGUUCCAUUUUUGAGCAUUUAAAAUAAGCAUUGUUGUGAGAAGCUAGGCCCAUUCUUAGUGGGGAAACACUAAAAACAUAUGGACGUAGUAAAGGUAUGUCCACAUGAGGAAAACACUGAAGGCCUUCAGGUUAAGUCAGAAUGUCUGUUAAGAUAAGGAUGUCUGUUAUCACCAUUGUUUUGCAAAUCCUAAGAUAGGCAAGAAAAAUGGAUAUAGAUAUUGGAAAGGAAACCAUAUAAUUAUCACCAUUUGUAGGAAUAGUGAUGGGAUAGAGGAAAAGAAUAUUUAAAAAAACAUUUUUUUAACCUUUAUUCAUUUUUGAGAGUGAGAGAGACAGAGCAUGAGUGGGGGGAGGGGCAGAGAGAGAGGGAGACACAGAAUCAGAAGCAGGCUCCAGGCUCUGAGCUGUCAGCACAGGGCCCGACGCGGGGCUCAAACUCACGGACUGCGAGAUCAUGACCUGAGCAGAAGUUGGACGCUCAACCGACUGAGCCACCCUGGCGCCCCAAGGAAAAGAAUAUUUUUGAGAAUAAGAUGAAAGUUUAAAUUGGAGGGAAGGGAGAUUGAAACAUUUUCUGUUGGUCCUCCAAGUUUUUGGUGAAUGAAGGCUUUCUGCAGAAAGUGGUGGUGGGGGGGUCGGGGUAGGGGGGCGCUGAGAGGGAAAUUGAGCAACUAAGAAGAACGAGAAGAAAGAAUUUAGAGUAGCUGUGAUGAAAAAGUAUGUGGUGUACCUCUAAGGGUUCAACUGAGGGUGAAUCGUAUGAAGACACUGUGGAGUCAUUCAACAAAGGUUGGUGCCUGUGAGUCAGGGUGAUUUCUGAAUUCUCUGAGCAUAAGCAGUUGAUUACCUGUGUGGGCACCUUGAUAACCACCUGAGGUGGUAAAGAAGUAGUUCAUCCUCUUCCACACAAUUUUGCUUCUGAGAUCUGAUGUUUGACUCCAUGAGACCCUGAAGUUAGAGAUCCUACAGGAUCAAUUAUAAGUAAGGUAAGGGAAAAAGGAAGGAUGAAAUUAUUUGGAGAAGAAGCCUGUGUUAUUUAUUUAUUUUUUAAUAAAGCUGUUUUCUUAUUUAGUUAUUUGAUAGAGCAUCCACUUGUGUGAGUGGGGGAGGGGCAGGAGGAGAGGGAAAGGGAGACUCUUAAGCUCCUACAUGGAGCCCUACAUGGGUCUUGAUCUUAAAACUGUGAGAUCAUGACCUGAGCUGAAAUCAAGAGUCGGACCCCUGACUGAACCACCCAGGAGCACCAGCCUGUGUUAUUUUUGUAGUGGGAAAAUCUGUUAGUAGAGGUCUCUGAUUAUGUUCAAAAAGGUCUAAAUGAAGUUCCUACUUCCUAGGGUUAUUGUGGAGAUUAACUAAAUUAGAUGUGAUGGUAUAAACUGUUUCCUACAGUGCUCUGCAUUAUAGUAACCUCUUAGUAGAUACCUGGUUUAAAAACAAAUGUAAAAAUCCUGUGCCCCAUGAGCCCGUUCUUUCCAGAUAUUUAAGCAGUCUUGUCUCCCAUGCAUCCUUUCAAUAUUCACCAUCCUUAAACUUUUUCUUUGCACUGGUCCUAGCCCCUGGUCCUUCAUCCUUGUCUUUGCAUACUGAGAAACCUGUGCUUGAGCCUGCCUGCUACUUCUUGUUCCCAUUUCCUUUCUUUCAUAGCCAGAUUCUUAAAUAAAUGGAUUAUGGUGCUAUCUUUUCUCUUAUCAGUAACUCUCUUUAAUCUUAGGGAAUUUGGCUGUCUCUGCCCCUUCUACUCAAAGUCUCCACAAAAUUAGACCUACCUAAUAGACAAACACCUAAGAAAAUGAUCAGGUGAUAAUAAGUGCUGUGAGGAAAAAUAAUUCAAGAUAGGGGGGUUUGGGAGUGCCAGACACAUGUUGGGGUGGGGGUUUAUAAGGUGGUCUGGGAAGGUAUCUUUAUUAAGAGGACGCUAAAGCAGAUUUAAGGAGCAAAUCAUAGAGAUAUCUGGGGAGAAAAACAUUCUAAGCAGUCAAUACACAGUCCCUGUAGUGGGGGCAAGGUUGAUGCAUUUGAGGAAGAGCAAGGAGGGUUUUGCAGAUGGAACAGAGUGACGGACAAGGGGAUGAUGUCAGAGAAGUAAGUAGAUGCACACUGGGAGCGUGUGAAAGUUAUCUUCUGAUUGCUUAUGUUUCCUCAGUGAGAGUAAGGAUGGAGCAGAAGGAAGUGGAGAUUUGAAGAGCUGUUCAAUUAGGACAGUAGAGAGAGAAUAGAUUUGAGCAAAGUGUAUCCCUGGGCCAGCAGCACCAAUAUCAUCUGGGAAUGUGUUAGAAAUGCAAAUUCUUGGGUCUCAUCCCAGACCUACUGAAUCAGAAACUCUGGAGGUGAGGACAGUCAAUGUAUGUUUUAACAAGCCUUCUGGGAUAUUAUGCACAAAAAAGUUUGAGAGCCAUCGGACUAAAGAGAUAAGUACAAAUUAGUACAUAGCCAUGAGGACCCACUUGAGUUUAGUGAUCUUAAGUUUAAUGUGAAAAUAGUCAUUAGGUUAUGUUGAAGAAAGAAAGGGACAAGGGAAUUGAGUGUGUACAAGGUAUUGUUUUAAAUGGUAUACCACAAAAUCUAAGUUGCAUAAAGAAAUAAGGGAGGAUGGAUCAUUGGGACAGCGAAAACAUGGUAGGAUUGACUUUGAGUCCCAAUGAGUCAAAGAAUUGGUCAGUGAAAGAAAUUCUGAUACAGAUCUCUGAUUAACUGUAAAUUACAAGUGUUUUCCCUUCAGUCAGGUGUCUCCAAAAACUAGUAUUUCCUGACUUUAGAAUUGUAUGUCAGAGCAAGUAAUUUUGAGUCAAAAGUUUUGAGUUCAUGGGAAUGCAAGCUGGUACAGCCACUUUGGAAAAUAGUAUGGAGGUUCCUCAAAAAACUAAAAAUAGAACUACCCUACGACCCAGCAAUUGUACUACUAGGCAUUUAUCCAAGGGUACAGGUGUGCUGUUUCGAAGGGACACAUGCACCCCCAUGUUUAUAGCAGCACUAUCAACAAUAGCCAAAGUAUGGAAAGAGCCCAAAUGUCCAUUGAUGGAUGAAUGGGUAAAGAAGACAUGGUAUAUUUAUACAAUGGAGUAUCACUUGGCAAUCAAAAAGAAUGAAAUCUUGCCAUUUGCAACUAUGUGGAUGGAACUGGAGGGUAUUAUGCUAAGUGAAAUUAGAGAAAGACAAAAAUCAUAUGACUUCUCAUGUGAGGACUUUAAGAGACAAAACAGAUGAACAUAAGGGAAGGGAAACAAAAACAAUAUAAAAACAGGGAGGGGGACAAAACAAAGGAGACUCAUAAAUAUGGAGAACAAACAGGGUUACUGGAGGGGUUGUGGGAGGGGGGAUGGGCUAAAUGGGUAAGGGGCACUAAGGAAUCUACUCCUGAAAUCAUUGUUUCACUAUAUGCUAACUAAUUUGGAUGUAAAUUAAAAAAAAUAAAAUAAAACAAGUUUAAAAAAGUUUUGAGUUCAGGUCCUGCCUUUUUUCUUUUUCUAGUAUGAAAUUUAUUGUCAAAUUGGUUUCCAUACAACACCCAGUGCUCAUCUCAACAGGUGCCCUCCUCAAUGCCCAUCACCCACUUUCCCCUCCCGCCCAUCGGCCAUCAACUCUCAGUUUAUUCUCAAUUUUAAGAGUCUCUUAUGGUUUGGCUCCCUCCCUCUCUAACUUUUUUUUUCCCAUGGUCUUCUGUUAAGUUUCUCAGGAUCCACAUAAAAGUGAAAACAUAUAGUAUCUGUCUUUCUCUGUGUACCUUAUUUCACUUAGCAUAACACUCUCCAGUUCCAUCCACGUUGCUACAAAAGGCCCUAUUUCAUUCUUUGUCACUGCCAAGUAUAGGUCCUGCCUUUGUUAGUUGGCCUUGGGUAAGUUACUUAACUUUUCUAAAUCAAUUUCAAUAUUUGUACAAUAGAACUAAAAAUACCUAAUAGCUUAGUCUCACAGUUGUUUACAGUAUGAAAUGAGAGACAAGCAUAUGAAAAUAUUUUAUAAAAUUACUCCUAAUAAUAAAGUCACAUCUCCUAGUAAUAAAGUCACAUCUCCUAAUCAUUACCCUCCACUGUUUUCCACACUGCCCUCCUCCUCUUCUAUAUCCUGAAUUUUGUUUAUGUAGUACAAAUAAUUUCGCCUUAUGUCUGUUAAAAAGAUAUGAAUCUUGUAGAAAAGUAAGAAAAAGUAUUGAUGACUCUUAUUGCUUGCCUUGUAAUAAAACGUUGUCUUAAAAAUACCCAAGGGUACAGGUGUGCUGUUUCAAAGGGACACAUGUACCCCCAUGUUUACAGCAGCAUUAUCAACAAUAGCCAAAGUAUGGAAAGAGUUCUGCUUCUGGCCAAGCUAGAGUAACUGGGAGCAGAUUUAUCACCCCACCUGUAUUAUUAGAAUUCUGCAGAGAAACAGAACCAAUUGGAUGUGUUUGUUUACAUAUUUUUUUAUAAGGAAUUGGGUCGCUUAAUUAUGGAAGCUGAGAACUCCCAAAUUCUGCAGUCUGCAAGUUAAAGACCCUAUAGAGCCAAUGAUGUAGUUCCAGUCCAAGUCUGAAGGCCUGAGAACCAGGAAAGCUGAUGGUAUACUUUCCAGUCUGAAAGCCUGAAGUCUCAAGACCCAAGAAGAGCCAGUGUUUUUUUUUUAGAGUCUGAAUGCAGGAAAAGACUGAUUAUUCAGUUCAUUUGUCAAGCAGGAAGAGUUUCUUCUUACUCAGCCUUUUUGUUUUAUUAAGGUCUUCAAUUGAUUGGAUAAGGUCACUCACAUUAAGGGGUACAAUCUGCUUUAUGUAGUCUACUGAUUCAAAUGUUAACGUCAUCCAGAAAUGCCCUCACAAACUCAACAUACCAACAUAAUGUUAAUCAAAUGUCUGGGUACCCUGUGACCUGUCAAGUUGAUACAUAAAACUAUCACUCCACCUGAAACAAUUAAGAAACCAGACAAAAUAUAUUAAAGAGUGAUUUUUAAAACAUUGGAUAUCAGGCAUUGACAUACAAGUGAUUUCUGAGAGAUGAGAAACAAGUAAGGUGAACCCCAUGACUGCUUCAGCUUACUACCUGGAAAGGAUUUCUAGGCUGUGGUGCAAGGAGGGGGAACUCAAGUGGAGACUGCCAGUUUCGCUGAGUUGAAAAGGUAGGGAUAGAAGUCUGAGGAGGCCAAGGUGACUAGAGUUCACAGAAUUCACAGGAAGAGGUAAAACUAUCUCUAUUCACGGAUAACCUAAUCAUAUAUAUAGAAAAAACCCAAGGAAUCCAGUAGAGAUAAUAAAUGAUUUCAGCAAAGUUGCAAGGUACAAAAAUCAACACACACAAGUCACUUGUAUUUCUGUACAUAUUCAGGAAACAAUCCAAAAAGGAAAUUAAGAUGGCAAUUCCAUUUAUAAUAGCAUCUAAGAGAAUAAAAUACCUAAGAAUAAACUUAACCAAGGCAAUGAAAUACUUGUACACUGAAAAUUUUAAAACAAUGCUGAGGGGUGUCUAGGUGGCUCAGUCGGUUAAGCGUCUGACUUUGGCUCAGGGCAUGAUCUCACAGUUCGUGAGUUCGAGUCCCGCAUCAGGCUCUUUGGUGACAGCUUAGAGCCUAGAGCCUGCUCCAGAUUCUGUGUCUCCCUCUCUGCCCCUUCCCCACUCACACUCUGUCUCUCUCUCUUUCCAAAAUAAACAAACAUUAAAAAAAAUUAAAAAACAACGGUGCUGAAAGAAAUUAAAGAGGACCUAAGUAAAUGGAAAUAUAGCUUGUGUUCAUGGAUAGGAAGACUUAAUAUUGUUAAUAUGUCAAUAUUCCCCUGAGCUAUUCUUAUCAAAAUUCGAAUAGCCUUUUUUUUUUACAGAAAUUAAACAGCUGAUACCUAAAUUCAUUUGGAAUUGCGAAAGAUCUUGAACAGCUAAAACAAUUUUGAAAAAGAACAAUUGGUAGGUGCCUCGGUGGCUCAGUUGGUUAAGUGCCUGACUUCAGCUCAGGUCAUGAUCUCAUGGUUUAGGAGUUAGAGCUCUGUGUCGAGCUCUGUGCUGACAGCUCGAAGCCUGGAACCUGAUUUGGUUUCUGUGUCUCCCUCUCUCUCUGCCCCUCCCCCACUCACACUCUGCACCUCUCUUUGGAAAAUAAAUAAACAUUAAAAAUUUUUUAAAUUGGAGGACUCAUACUUCCUGAUUUCAAAACUUACUACAAAGCUAUUAUAAUCAAAACAGUGUGGUAUUAGCAUAAGGAUAGAAGUAUAGACCAGUGGAAUACAAUUAACAGUCUAGAAAUAUAUCCUUAUAUAUAGGGCUGAUUGAUUUUCUUUUUUUUAUUAUUUUUUUAAAUGUUUAUUUAUUUUUGAGAGAGGGAGAGAGACAGAGUGUGAGUGGGGGAGGGGCAGAGAGAGCGAGGAAGACACAGAAUCCAAAGCAGGCUCCAGGCUCUGAGCUGUCAGUAGAGCCCGACAUGGGGCUUGGGCCCACAAGCUGUGAGAUCAUGACCUGAGCCAAAGUCAGAUGCUUAACUGACUGAGCCAUCCAGGAGCCCCAGGGCUGAUUGAUUUUCGACAAGGGUGCCAAGUCCAUUCAAUGGGAAAAGAAGUUUCUUCAGCAGGUGGUGCUGGGACAAUUAUAUUUCCACACACAAAAGAAUGAAGUUGGAUCCCUACUUCAUACCAUAAGGAAAGACACUGCUGAUCCUGUAACAUGGAGGAUUGCCUUCAUACCUCAUCUGAGAAUCUGUCCAAAUUGGUCAGCUGGGCCCACAGCCAUGGGACCAUUUGCAGCCUCAUUCCAAACCUGAAACACUUGCUUUCAGAAGGUUCCCAUGGGAACCUCACAGCAAUGUGGGGCUGUAGUGCUGGCCAUGCUUAUCACUGGCCAUUGACAGCUACUUGCAGAGCUGGGUCCCAAGAAAGGGUCUGUUUCCAGGAUAACAGAAGUUUUAACUCUGAUAGUCCCAGUAUAAUCGGAGUGCCCUCCGAGACACAAACUAGCCCUGUUGAAAGGUACCCUGGGAGACCAGUGAAAGCGAAGCUAGACUGUAAUCGGACCAGAGACUCUUGUGACUUCUCUUAUUGCAGUGAGCCCUCUGAACUGGAUGAAGCUGUUGAAGAAUAUGAAGAUGAAAACACCCUGUUUGACAUGGUUUGUGAGUCUUCUGUUACAGAUGAGGAUAGUGACUUUGAACCCCAAACCCAAAGGCCUCAAACCAUUGCUCGAAAAAGGCCUGGAAUAGUUCCAUCUUCUCUCCAUUCCAGCUCCCAAGCUCAAAUGGUUGAUGAAUGCAGCAAUGAUGUCAUCAUUAAGAAAAUCAAACAAGAGAUUCCCGAGGAUUAUUACAUUGUGGCGAAUGCAGAGCUGACUGGAGGGGUAGACGGACCAGCCCUGUCAUUGACACAGAUGGCAAAACCCAAGCCUCAGAGUCAUGCUGGUCCCUCUUGUAUAGGGUCUGCUAAGCUGAUUCCCCAUGUAACAUCUGCCAUCAGCACAGAGCUGGACCCACAUGGUGCGUCUGCAUCCCCCUCUGUGAUGUCCAGACCGAUCGUCCAGAAGACUGCCAGGGUAUCUCUGGCUUCACCAAACAGAGGACCUCCCAGUGCCCAUGGCACAAACCAGCAGGUGGCCAUGCAGAUGCCUGUGAGCACUUCCCAUCCUAAUAAACAGAUCAGCAUCCCUUUGUCUGCCCUGCAACUGCCUGGACAAGAUGACCAAAUUGCUUCUGAAGAGUUCCUGCCCCAUCUGCCCAGCCAGGUCUCCUCUUGUGAGGUAGCUCUUUCUCCCUCAGUUAACACAGAGCCAGAAGUGAGCUCCAGUCAGCAGCAGCCCCCAGUUGCUCCAACCAUAACCACUGAGGCCACAGCACAGUGCAUACCAGACCAGGAUGAAAGAGCAGCUGAGCUCAGCAGGGAGCAGAAUGAGAAAACCAUCCGGAGCACGCAGACUGCGCUCCGCAAUUUCCCCUAUUCUACUAAGCUCAACAAAUUUCCUGUAUUUAAUAUUAAUGAUGACUUGAAUGAUCUGUGUACCAGUGCCGUGAGCCCAAAUACUACCAAAGCCACGCGGUAUGCCCUGAAUGUGUGGCGAUAUUGGUGCAUGACCAACGGGCUCAAAGAUCACACAGACAUCACCAAGAUCCCCGCGGCGAAGUUGAACGAGCUGCUCGAGAAUUUUUACGUCACCGUUAAGAAGAGUGACGGCUCCGACUUCCUGGCCACCUCGCUGCACGCCAUCCGCCGGGGCCUGGACCGCAUCCUGAAGAAUGCAGGUGUGGGCUUUUCCAUCACCAGCAGCACCUUCAGCUCUUCCACCAAGAAACUCAAGGAAAAGCUGUGGGUGCUGAGCAAGGCAGGGAUGUCAGGUGCUCGUUCUCGCAAUAUUGUCUACUUUUCUCUUUCUGAUGAGGAGGAGAUGUGGCAGGCAGGGUGUCUAGGGGAUGACAGCCCCAUUACUCUCUUGUCCACUGUGGUCAAGUACAACAGCCAGUACCUGAACAUGCGGACACUGCAGGAGCAUGCAGAUCUGAUGUAUGGUGACAUUGAGCUGCUCAAAGACCCACAGAACCAGCCCUAUUUUGCCCGGACAGACAGUGUCAAGCGGGAGAGCCGGAGCGGUUCCACUAGAGUGUGUCAUGGGAAAAUCUACCAUGAGCAUUCCCGGGGACACAAACAGUGCCCUUACUGCCUCCUCUACAAGUAUAUGUACAUCCACCGGCCGCCCACCCAAAUGGAGGCCAAGUCCCCUUUCUACCUUACAGCCAGGAAGGAGGCCACAGACAUGGGCAGCGUGUGGUAUGAGGAACAGAGGAUGGGACUGCGCUCUCUUCGGGGAAUUGUCCCAAACUUAGCCAAGAAGGUCAAGCUGGAAAACUGUGAGAACUUCACCUUUGUCUCAUUUACUCAGGUCUCUAGGAGACUUGGCUCCCACAGUUGCUGUCAGUGAGUCUUCCCUGGGUCCAGGCCACUGCCCUGCUUACCCUGAUGGGAGGGAGCUCCCUCAGGCGGCCAGGGCCAGAGCUCCAAGGUGGCAGGGGACGACUGUGACAUCAAGGUCAGGCUGGUCUCUGUCAGUGUGACCUGCUGUUUCUUUGACUUCGGGUUUGUUCUUUUUUUUAACUGAAAGUAGAUGGGUCUGAGUAAUUAGGGUAUUUUAUCCAAAUGUGUGUCACCUUUGUUAAAUAAUAGAAUCUAACACAAUGUAUAAUUGUUCCAUACACAAAAGUGGAGGAAGUUCAUCUUAUCUAGUGCCUUUUUAGCACAGAUUUUUCUCAAAAAAAAAAAAAAAAAAAAACAAAGAGGAAGAAAAAGGAGACUGUUUAAGUAGUCAUUAAAAAACUCCCAGUAGCCUAGUAGCUUUAGAAUGUUAUGAAGACUAUAUAUACUUUGUUGAAUUACACUCACAGUAAGGAACUGGAAGGAGAGAGGCAGACAUGUUAACUGUUUCCAGGAGAAAAAUUGCACUCGACACUCCUCUCUGUGUCUUGUUGAUGGAUGACUUGGUUCUGCAGAGCAAGCAGCUUUGGUUGCUAGAAGCUGGUGGGGCUGCACUCAGUAGUGCUGAUAAGAGAGGCGGGGGGCUGCCCCCCACUGCUGUCAGCACAGGAGCAACUUGAUUCCUGCAUCAGCGGAGGCAGUUUUAAUUUUAUGGAAAGAGAUUAAUGCACCAGAAGAUGUUUAUGAGAGCAAGGUUUCCGGUGAACUAGAUGGUUUGUAUCGUGAGGGAAUUUCCAGUAGUGGGAAAAAAAAAAAAAAGUGGCUUGGGAAAGCGAUCUGUGAUCAAAAUAAGAAAACCUCCUGAAGCAGAAGUGCCUACGUUUUAUUUCUCAGUACCACGUGAAAGCUGUUUUCAUUCGAACGUUUUUUUGGAACUGUCUUUAAUCUGUUCUUUGUGUCACACAGUUGUUCUGUCAGCAUCUAGCACUGGAUCUGUAAAACAACUAAUGGUAAUUUUUCAGCUUAACCAGGAAAAUCCAACAAGGCAAGCUGCAAAGAAAACCCCAAACUGUGUUCAUUAAAGAGCUUUGAAAUAUGUUUGUCAAAGUAUGACUCUCCCAGCCACAGUAGAUGUCAUCAUUUGAGGUUGGCACCACUGCUUGGGACAUGAUGACGUAGGCAGCCUACCAGGUAAGCAGGCUCAGCAUUUUGGACGUAGUUGUGAGAAUCAGAGCAUGAUGACAGGCUGUUAAUGCAGUUUGAAAUCAUUUCACUCAGGUAAACUUCAACCUGAACACAUGCUGCUGAAACAUCAGCAGAAUUUUCUAAUAACUACUCUGAAUGAUAACUGAGAAAGGAGCCCAAAGAGUGGUAAUUAAUAAUAAUUUCCAGAAAUCUGUAUUUUGUAUUUGAGGAAAGACUGCUACAGCUUUAUACCAGUAUGCUCCUGCGUGUGCUUUCUAAUCCAAAAUUAAAAUUCCAAUAUAAAUUCAUUUUAUAAGAGUCCUAAAAUCAGUCCUGUUUCUUUUUCAAAACAUUAUUUUAGUAUUUAUUUUAAUUAAUCGUUCUUAAAUAUCAUUCACCAGUCAUUGAAAUAUGUAAUACUUCCCUUACCAGAAAAGACUCAGCCAAUGCUGCCUUAAGGUUUAAUGUUUUUCCCUUUUUAGUUAAACUGCACAUUUAUAAUUUUGUUUACUAGUUGGUCUUUCCUGAAUAUGGGUUAAUUUUGGUAUGUCUCCAUGUGUAUAUAAAUAACAGGCAAUACUGAAUAAUCAGUGUUAUGACUUGAUAUUGCGUACUGUUCUGUUGUGAUUUCCUAUAGUGAUUUUAGGAUUUUGCUUAAAAAGAGACACAAAACAUUAGGUACAGUUUUCUUUAGUUUGCUAAACACCCAAAGGCUAUUUUGUUCGUGGAAGGCAGACGGUCAUAUUUUCUGUCAGUUCUGCACUUAAACAGAAAUAUAACCCAUGUGAACUAUUGGGCAGACAGAGCCUACAGCCUAAUUGAAUAAAACCUCCAUCUUUAUUUUAAAUAGAAAUGAGAAUAAGUUGCCAUUAGGGAUCUCCGGGAUCUUUUCAGAUUAUAACAUUUCUGUAAGUGGCAAUAACUGACCCAGAGGUUGUCAUCUUUCUGUUGAGAGUGGCUUUUCAUCAGCUGAAUAACCACCUCUGCCUCACAUUUGUUGCUUAUCACUAUCUGAUGUGUUAUAAAUCCCCAGCGUUCUGAAGUGAAUGGUUAUAAUAAAAAAUCAGGAGGUGGAAUCUUCAGUGCUAUCUGAUGGAAUGAAAGAAUUGUAUCUCAGCAUCAUAAAUGUCGUGCAUUACAUGCCUCCCUUGAGGAGCGCAAAAGUGAGAAAGAAAACACAUAUCAAGUGCUCCUCUGUGCCACACAUUGUACUAGGUGCUUUGUUAUGUAUUUGUGUUAGAUGUGUGUGUAUGCAACACAUACUUUAAAUUUAUAUGUGGUAACACUUGGUAGACCUGCUAAAAUGGCAAAGCACCUGUUCCUUUAUACGGCCAUGUCCAUCCUCAGAGGAUCUGAAGUGGGGCCAGAGUAGCUAGUUCUAGCUGGCAUUCAGCCUUUCCAGCCAGCUCUAAAUCAUGCCCGCUGGGAAUGCCAUGAUUUUCUACUCUUGCCUAAGCCAGGAGAAAGGAGAAUCCCAAGAAAAAGAAGCGGGGAGAUUAAGGGCAUUUUCUCCACUUCCCUUUAUUUACUUAUUUUUACUCAAAAGUGGGAGUGAAUAUCAGGAAUUCACAAGCUCAUCUAAGCACAAGUUGCCUCUGGCUUUGCAUCAGGAACCGUACGGCUACAGAUAUUAGGAGAGUACCUGUGGAGUGAGUGCUUUUGGUGAACUCUUGCCCCCAGCACCUGCUGCAUCUGCUCUUAAGUGAGCCCUGCUUGCUAGGUACCUCCUCUCCAGAAUCUAGCAGGUCUCCCCUUGGAAGUUUAUUCCAGCAGAGAUGAUAGGGAAUCAGCUUGAAGGGUAUGAUCCCGCUAAACAUAAAGGCUUUAUUUAAUACCGUACUAGGUGCAUAGGAAGCAUGCAGUAUGUUAGCUAUUUUAGCUACAAUUUUUGGUAAGAAUAAUAAUAAUAUUCAACUAAUCUGCAUUACAUCAAUUAUUUCUUCCAUUGUGGAGAUUCUCUCUCCUUUAAACCAUUAAACUUGAAGAGGAAAACAAACCUGAUAAUCUGGUCACAUUUAUGCCCAUAAAUUCUACCUCCAACACAGCCCAGCCCUGAUACCUCAGCUGUAAGCAAAAACUAGUGAAGAAUGGAGAUGCCUUAAGAGGCUUUAUGAGAAAGCUUUUGCAUUGUUUAGUGUGUUUGCAAAGGGGAGUAAUAUGGAAGAACCUAACCAAAGUUGUGAACGAAAUGGUCUCCGUGGUUGUGUGGCGUUUCCCACCUCUCCUUGGAUUAUAUGCUGUAUUAAUCUGCCAUAACUGUUAAAUGGUGUUUGAAGAAAUGUGAAAUUCUAUUCCUUUGAUUUUUAUUUAAAUUCGACCUUAUUAAAAGCAUUAAGCACUAUA
Acinonyx jubatus (cheetah) is the source of this 20178-nucleotide messenger RNA. RefSeq names its product KIAA1958 ortholog. The transcript is spliced from 5 exons. Lineage: Eukaryota; Metazoa; Chordata; Mammalia; Carnivora; Felidae. Bases 14426 to 16660 code for a protein of 744 amino acids. The record is from RefSeq and is a predicted model, not a curated record.